CCAGGUCCUUCAUGAAGCGCCCCAAUACGGGUCACCCGAGCAGCCUCUGCCACCGCAGCGUUCAGCAGCAGCCAUGUCUCACGGAUGGGGAUACGGACCGAGCGACGGACCUGACAAGUGGGCAGAAAACUUCCCGCUUGCUAAUGGACCCAGACAGUCUCCCAUCAACGUCGUUACCAAGGAGGCCCAAUAUGAUCCGUCUCUGAAGCGUCUGAAACUCCAGUAUGACCCGUCCAACGCCAGGGGCAUUCUCAACAAUGGACACUCCUUCCAGGUGGACUUUGUGGACGACACAGACAGCUCCACCCUGACUGGAGGUCCCAUCUCUGGAAUGUACCGACUGAAGCAAUUUCAUUUCCACUGGGGAGGCAGUGAUGAUAGAGGAUCUGAACACACUAUAAACGGCGUCAAGUUCCCUUGUGAGCUUUACGUUUUCAUCUCUUCUGUAGCGUCACCUGGAUUGUUCAGGGAGCCUAUAAGUGUGAGCCCUGCUCAGAUGGCAAAGUUUCGAAGCCUCCUGUUCACUGGAGAAGGAGAAGCCGCAUGCUGCAUGGUGGACAACUUCCGUCCUCCACAGCUCCUCAAGGGCCGUCAAGUCCGUGCUUCCUUUAAGUAAAUCUUAGUUAUACAGCAGGUAUGCAAAUUAUUGAACAAAGACAAUUUUUCAUAGAAAACAUAUUUUUGCUAUUGACAUGGAACACCUGGUGUUACCAAUGCCAGGUGUUGGUAACAACCCAUGUAAUCCACACAUAGAAAAAAUAAAACAAAUCAGUUCAGAAAUUAAAUUAUGAGUAAUAAUUUAAAAUGAAUUGGGCUAUUCUAGCAGUUUUAUGUUCUCUCUCUGUAGCUGGUUGAGAGCUUCCUUGUCUCUGUGUUUGGGAUCAUUGUCCUGCUGAAAUAUUCACCCUUUUUCAUUCUGGCAGCAGACGUUUCUCUAUAAUGUCUGUACACUUUCAUUUAUCAUCAAUUACAUGAAUUCUGUCAAUUAUGUGAAAAAAUAGACCCACAUAUUGAUGUUCCCACCUCCAAACUUCACUAUUUGCAUGGAGCCUAAGUUCAUUUUGUCCUUCAAAUGUGGUGUUUGUUAUGGCAUCCAAAGAGUUCAAUAUUGCUCUUAUCUGACUAGUCUAUGUUCUCCCAGUGUUUUACAGGCUUGUCCAAAUGUUUUCAGCAAACAUUAAACAAGCUUAAACUUGCUUCGACUCCAGAAAUGGAGUUUUGCGUGGUGAGCGUGCUUAAAGGCCAUGGCUACUGAGUGCAUUGCUUAUUGUUUUCUGAAACAAUUGUACUUGUCAACUCCAUAUCUUUGUGAAGUGCCCAGUGUAGUUCAAACAAAGUCAAACUGUCAAUGUACAGUCAUGUGGUUUUUGGAUUUUUUUUUUGCAAAGACCUUUUACGGUCCACACUGAGGCGAGCUUCCCUCCCACUGCAGAAUAUGUCAUGAUGGUUUUUUACCAUGUGUGUAAUUUAUAACCGUAUAGUAAAUGUAGCGAUCAUGGCAGAGAGACAACUAUUACAAGUUCAGAAGCUCAGAGGAGGAGGGAAUAAUAUUUGACAGUCUGGAAAAUCUAUCUUUUUCCAUGUCAUAAAAAACAAAACAAAAAGAUAAACGUUAGGCGUUGAUGAGCCAUUCUCCUGCUUCAACUGAGAGAAUGGGCAGUGUAAUAUUUCAGUAUACUUCCUCCUCAUCAUCAAACAAUUUCUCUCUGACUGAAAAAACUGUGCUCUCACUAUCUGUGCUUCCUAACAAUCUGUCCUUUCUUGCACAGAUAUUAGUCAGAUCAGCGGCCGAUGGAAAUUGUGUGGCAGUUUCCUAAAUGAAUAAACACCCAUGAAAUUCAGACACAAUCUUUCAGAGAGGGGACAAAAAGUUCACCAGGGGGGCGAACAGCAUAAGGAAGAGAACAAAAUGAUGGGAUUUUCUUCAUGCAACUGCAACAACGAGAACUGUUUUCAGCAAUUUGGCUUUUAUAGGCCAUCAGUUUGGAAUAAACCAGCUGAUAUUCAUUUGCACUCAAAAGGGGCAGAAGGUCUUUUUGAUCACUGAUGGAUUUUAACUGGUGUCUUUUCCACUUCCCUUUCUGUGUGUUCAAUACUUUUCCCUCUUAUUACUACACAUAACAUCUGAACUUGUUUGUUUUGGUUUCUUCUAUAUAUGGAUUACUUCAGUUGUUAAAAACACCUGGUCAAAAAGUCAUAUUUACUAUGACAAAUUGUGAUGUGUUCAAUACAGCUGUAUUCCAAAGCGUCUUUAUACAAUAGCUUUCAAUUUCUUCUUCAUUAUUUGAACUAUUAAUACAGAAAGUCAACUUUUUAAUUUCUUGCUUGUCUCCAGCUACUUGAAACUUAAACCUUUUGCUUCAUUUUAUCUCUAGAAUGUUUUGCCUUUUUUUUCCUCUGAGGAUGAAUAAAUGCCAUUCUGGUCUAACAACACUUUUGGUAAAUCUUAUUUGUAAUAUCUGAAACAUUAGAAUAUCAAACUAAAGCAUGAAUAAACAUACCCAUGAAAUUCUUGGGUAUGGUUGUUAUUUAAAAAAAUAUAAUCUUUGAAACUUUGACUAUCUUUAUACUAAGAUUUACUGAGGUCUAAAAAAUAUGACAAAAUGAAUAAUGGAAUAUUUUGUUAAUCUUUAACUUAUAAUUAUAUCCUGCCUGUUUGUGGAAUUAUUUCAGAUUUGUUUGGUAAUAAAAGCCUGUGUGUGUUCUGUGAAAUCUUACCCAUGCUCGAGUGUUUUCUAGGAUUGCAGUCCACUCAUUAAAUUGCUAAAUAAAAGCCGGUAUUGAGAACCUUC
Poecilia reticulata (guppy) is the source of this 2792-nucleotide messenger RNA. Lineage: Eukaryota; Metazoa; Chordata; Actinopteri; Cyprinodontiformes; Poeciliidae. The record is from RefSeq and is a predicted model, not a curated record.